GGCUCAGUGCAGCUCGGGCGCGUGUAGCUCAGUGCCGCCAUGGGAGAAGCAGAUCCACGGAAAGCUUUGAAGAAUGCCGACAACAAGUACAUCGCGGCCUUAUCGGACGUCCGCCUGGAAGGUUCAUCCGAAGCGGUCUACUUCGUGCUGCGCGGUCUGGGCAUGAAGGCGUCACAGGGGCCAAAUUGCCUGCCUCGGAUCGAAGUCAUGGCGUGUCAGCAUCCCAAGCUCUUUGCUGCUUUGCGACGCCUAAACCUGCGGCAUGUGAGAGACACCAUCAUCUUGGAACCGAGCGGCUCGGGUCCUGGCAAUCCUGCAAGUGCAGAUCGCUCGGUGGAGAGACAAGUCAGGACCGAUGUGAGCCCUCCCACGGACACCGCACACCCUGCUCCACUGCUGCGGGGUGCAUCCUCCUCCUCGCUGGCGGCGCAGCAGCGGGAGCGGGAGCAGCGGAAGAAGCGGAUACGGGAUCGGAAGGCGGCUGCGAUCGAACGUUUGGCCGCGCCCAAGUUCCUGAGUGCCAAGCUGCCGUUCCAGAUGGCUUGGAUCGAGGAGCAUCGACGAGAAGGUGAAGCGGUGCCGGUGAAGCCGCCAGAGCAGGUUGUUCCGCACACUGGAGCUGAAUCACAAGCUCGCCAGUUCAUUGAAACCCAAAGCACUAAAGCUGAAGAGCCGGAAGAGAAAACAUGGAGCAGACUGAAGCCUGUUCGCUCCGUCGAGGAACAAAAGGAGUACUUCAGCAAGUUGUCGGAGCCCCGCAGCAUCAGACCCAAGGUGCCACCCUUCGAGUUGGCCAAGCGCGUGCAGAGCUCCUUCGGCAGAGCUGCCGAACGGCAUUUGCUGGCACGGCUCGAGAAGAUCCACGAAAGCAAGGCACCCAAGGCAGAAGAGCAGGACAGAUCGAAGGUCAACGAAUCUUUGCGGGAGGCCCUGCGUGCACUCUGUGAGAGUGAUGAUGAUGACCUGAACGACGGGGUUUUUCCACCUGAUCCAAGCCCAGCACUCUCAGAAACCGAAGAUUCGGCUUAGAGGAGGUGUUGAAUAAUCGGCGACAGGCUGCACGGCUUGGAGAGAGAUUGGCUUAGCGAGACAGGUGAUUGUUGGCCAAAGAAAUGAUGGAAAGAUGAUUUGC
This is a messenger RNA of Durusdinium trenchii, 1132 nucleotides long. The record is from the annotation of a GenBank genome assembly. Lineage: Eukaryota; Dinophyceae; Suessiales; Symbiodiniaceae.